GUCAAGUCAUUAGGGGUCUUUUUGAAAUGUUUCUUGUAUUAUACCCUCCGAUCUUCCCGAAAGCAGAAAGAUGUAUAUGCUGAUGAUAAUGACUAUUGAUGUUACUGAGGACGAGACUGACAAGCCGCCUCUUCUGGCCCGUUUGCAGUUCUUUUAUGAAUCCACCCUCCUUCGCGCAUCGCUCAAGAAUACUACACAAUGAGUGUCUUAUCCUUGAUAUAUCAAUCUCCUGUUCACCGCUUAGUCACUACAGGCGGCUUGUACUCAAUACCCCAUUGAUCCGCCCAACCUCUCCCAAUAUUCAACAACCAUACAUGAAAUGGCAAGCAAAGCCGUUGAGAUAACUUCGAAAUCAACGUAGCAAUUACAACAUAUUAGUCC
This is a messenger RNA of Xylaria bambusicola, 381 nucleotides long. RefSeq lists its product as uncharacterized. The coding region runs from base 99 to 344 and encodes 81 amino acids. The transcript has a single exon. The record is from RefSeq and is a predicted model, not a curated record. NCBI's taxonomy places the organism in Eukaryota, Fungi, Ascomycota, Sordariomycetes, Xylariales, Xylariaceae.